AUGAAUCCCACGAAGGCACACAGAGCAACCCAUCGUGAACAGAUGAAGAAAGAUGAUAAAGUGAUCUUUCUAAUUCAUCAAUGCGUGGAUUCAAAUGUCCUGGAGAAAAUCAUUGACUAUGAGAUGACCAAAGAAGCAUGGGACGUGUUGGCUACAACUUACGCAGGUGACAAGCAAACCAAGAAGGUGAGAUUGAUGGCACUCCGGCGUCAACUAGGUUUGCUUCAGAUGGAAUCAAACGAAAUGGUGGCGAAAUUCGUAAACAGGUUGGUGAUUCUUGCUAACCAGAUGAAGAGUUGUGGUGAGGUGGUGACAGAUUCGAUGAAGGUUGAAAAGGUACUCGCUGGCUUAACUCCAAACAUUGAUCAUAUUGUCUCUGCAAUUGAACAAUCAAAGGAUCUAGAAAUGUUGAAAUUGGAGCAAUUAUUGGGUUCUUUGGAAGCACAUGAGUUAAAGAUGAAGAAUACAGAAGGUAUCAAGAAAGAGGAGAAGGCUUUCGAGAAAGCCUUAUUUGCUAAAAAUCAGAAGAAAGGUGGUGGUGAUUCUUGGAAGAAUAAGAAAGGGAAAGGCAAGUGGAAGUAUAACAAACAAGAAAGCAGCGUUCUAAAAGUGAGAAUCAAAAGAAAGAAGGAGAAAACAAUGGAAAGGGAAAGAAGAAAUCAAAGGAGCACAUUCAAUGCUAUAACUGUCAAAAAUGAGUGCAGUAAUCCUAAAGUGCCUAGGAAGAGGGGUAAAGAAGCACAACCCACACGUGACUCUAAUGAUGAAGAAGCAGUGAUGUUAAUGGCCACUGUUAACAGUGAAACAUGCAUUGAGGAGGAAUGGUGGUAUUUGGACACUGGCUGUUCAAACCAUAUGACAGGACAUAAAGAUUGGUUCUAUGAAAUUGAUGAAACAGUGAAAAGAAACAUCAAAUUUGGUGAUGGCAGGUCAGUAAUGGCUAAAGGAAUUGGCAAGGUGGCCAUAAGAAGAGUAGAUGGGAGCAAGGUGACUAUUAGUGAUGUCCUAUAUGUUCCUAACGUGGAAAGCAAUCUGCUGAGCUUGGGACAAUUGCUAGAGAAAGGAUUCUCAAUGCAUAUGGAAGGUGAACACAUGGAAGUAGUUGAUUCUAAUGGGAAAUGUGUCUUGAAAGUUGUUGUGUCUAAGAACAGAACAUUCAAGGUGGGUGUGAGCACCAUUGAGCAGAAGUGCUUGACUGCUCAAAGCAAUGACAGUGUGUGGAAGUGGCAUAGAAGACUUGGACAUUUGAACUUCAACAGCCUGAACAAGUUGCAGAAGAAGAACAUGGUUGUGGGACUACCUUUAAUUGAAGUACCAAGGCAAGUGUGUGGUAGAUGCUGUGAAGGAAAAUAA
Messenger RNA from Glycine soja, 1353 nucleotides. RefSeq lists its product as uncharacterized. The record is from RefSeq and is a predicted model, not a curated record. The coding region runs from base 1 to 1353 and encodes 450 amino acids. The transcript has 2 exons. NCBI's taxonomy places the organism in Eukaryota, Viridiplantae, Streptophyta, Magnoliopsida, Fabales, Fabaceae.